AUGGCGCUAAUACCACUUUCUCAAGAUCUGGCUGAUAUACUAGCACCGUACUUACCGACACCACCGGACUCAUCCGCACGCCUGCCGUUUGUCACGCUGACGUAUGCGCAGUCCCUAGAUGCUCGUAUCGCGAAGCAAAAGGGUGAAAGGACGGUUAUUUCGCAUGAGGAGACCAAGACAAUGACGCAUUAUCUACGCUACCAUCAUAGCGGCAUCCUGAUUGGCUCGGGCACAGCCCUUGCGGACGACCCGGGUCUCAAUUGCCGGUGGACACCUGCAGCGGACGGGGCGGAUUGCACCGAACAGUCUUCACCACGACCCAUUAUCUUGGAUGUUCGGGGCAGAUGGAGAUACCGCGGGUCCAAAAUAGAGUAUCUGCAUAACCUUGGCAAGGGGAAGGCGCCCAUAGUGGUCACGGGGGGUGAGCCGGAGGUCCGCGAACUAGGCGUCAGUUACCUGCAGCUGGGUGUCGACGAGGGUGGCCGCUUGAAUUGGGGCGAGUUGUUUGAGCGACUCUAUUCUGAGCACCACCUGGAAAGUGUCAUGGUCGAAGGCGGCGCGGAGGUGCUCAACCAGCUGCUGCUGCGCCCAGAUAUUGUGGACAGUCUGGUGAUCACGAUAGGAUCCAAGUUCCUGGGCUCACUAGGUGUUGCGGUCUCACCAGCUGAGGAGGUGAACCUAGAGCAUGUGAACUGGUGGCACGGAACAAGUGACAGUGUUUUGUGCGGCCGGCUCGCAUAG
Messenger RNA from Eremothecium gossypii ATCC 10895, 741 nucleotides. It is a transcript of the gene RIB7, whose product is annotated as 2,5-diamino-6-(ribosylamino)-4(3H)-pyrimidinone 5'-phosphate reductase. The coding region runs from base 1 to 741 and encodes 246 amino acids. The record is from RefSeq and is marked provisional. Gene Ontology annotation, biological process: riboflavin biosynthetic process. The transcript has a single exon. NCBI's taxonomy places the organism in Eukaryota, Fungi, Ascomycota, Saccharomycetes, Saccharomycetales, Saccharomycetaceae. Gene Ontology annotation, molecular function: NADP binding; 5-amino-6-(5-phosphoribosylamino)uracil reductase activity.